This is a messenger RNA of Gopherus flavomarginatus (Mexican gopher tortoise), 4483 nucleotides long. RefSeq names its product zinc finger protein 7-like. The record is from RefSeq and is a predicted model, not a curated record. Gene Ontology annotation, biological process: regulation of transcription by RNA polymerase II. Lineage: Eukaryota; Metazoa; Chordata; Testudines; Testudinidae. The transcript is spliced from 3 exons. Gene Ontology annotation, molecular function: DNA-binding transcription factor activity, RNA polymerase II-specific; RNA polymerase II cis-regulatory region sequence-specific DNA binding. The coding region runs from base 2371 to 3183 and encodes 270 amino acids.
UGAAGGUUCAUGCCACCCCCACAAUGCCAUCUGUACCCUGUCCUGUUUCAGCAUCACCCCAAUAGGCCAGUGACACACAUACUACCGGAGACCCUCCUCUGCUGCAGAACACUUUGGGAACAGAGCACAGGAGCAGUAUCAUACAAUGUCAAAUAUCUCCUCUUUACUCAAGUAAAACUGGGGGUUAGGUCCAGCAUAAUGAACAGAAGGUUCCUACCCCCAGCCUUCUCUCAAACCCUGAGCCUUCUCUACCCAAACCAGAAUGUGCUUGGGGUGUAACAAGCAGGCGGCUGGAGUCAGAGCUGCCAGUCCAGGGUUACUUAUCAUACAGACACUCAGUGCGUCCUUGAACGCUGGCUGGGAGUAUCCAGACAGGGGAGCUCCAGCAGCAGAACACUGAAUCUCACCCAGGAUUACAGAUGACACAACUCCUCACUGAUCUAGAUUGUACCCUAGCAUGUGAAAAUGGCCUAGGUUGGUAGUGACAUUUCUUGAGACAUGGAGAGUCUUGCUCCCAUAUCACCAGGUGUAAUAAAAAUAACAGGAAAGGCCAAAUAUGGAAAACUGAUUGUUCAGCUUGCUUUUGACCUGCAUCAUAUUUUGCAAUAUAUUCCAAAUAAGGAAAUUAAUGUGCAACGUAUGUGUCAUUGUUUGUGGUUUUAAGUUGUAAAAGGCUUGUGUGAUUUUUAGCUCGGGGACAGUAUUCCAAUAGCUGUCGCCCCCUGCGUGCUUGUAACCAAGAAAAGAGCCUCAGGCUGAGCUGAUUCAAAAUCAGUCCUGUGGUUGUUUUCCACAACAGCCUUAAUAGGUCCCUGUGAUGGAAUGUAAGGCUACGUCUAGACUACCCACCGUAUCGGCGGGUUAAAAUCGAUUGCUCGGGGAUAGAUAUAUCGCGUCUCAUCUAGACGCCAUAUAUCGAUCCCCGAGCGCGCUUAUAUCGAUUCCGGAACUCCACCAACCCCAACCGAGUUGCGGAUUCGAUAGGGGGAGCCGCGGACAUCGAUCCCGCGCGGUGAGGAUGGGUGAGUAAUCCGAUCUUAGAUAUUCUACUUCAGCUACGUUAUUCACGUAGCUGAAGUUGCGUAUCUAAGAUCGAUUUCCCCCCGUACUGUAGACCAGCCCUUAAUGUCUUCACACCUUCCCCCUGCAGGAGAAUGGCUAUUGGACCAGCUGUUUGCCUUGCUGUCUCUGAGGAACUGGUCUGUGGGUGUUCCCCAGAACUGAAACUUUUUCAGUAAUAUCAUACUGUAAAAUCUCACAAUUUUACAUACAGUGUUACUACACAUUUUAACAGGAGGAUAAUAUUCAGUAGGUUAUGUGUUUUCUAAUGAUACCUCACAAGCCAUACUGGGUACAAAAUUGAUCAUAAUUUUCUAGAAGAGUGAACACAGGGGUAUAGACUGACACAGUGUCUGUGUGUGUGUUCCCAGCAGAUAUGUGGGUAUUUCAAUCCCUCAUAAGCACAAUGUUUGGCAUCUUCAAGGACCUGGGGAACUGGUCCUGGGAAUUCACUAGUUUAGCAAGUGUGAGACUGCAUGAAAUUGUGAGACCCUUUGGUAUUAAUAAUAAAAUAAUAUAAUCUGAUAAAAUUGCAAUGAAUCAUGCUAGGUAUGCCAUGUAAAGUGGCAAUGAAAAUGUUAUGAUUUGCCAAGUAUGAUAAUUUUGUUUCUAUGUUUCUAUCACCCUUGUAUUGUGAGUUACAGAUAUGUAGGGUAUAUCUGUAUUUCCAGACUUGUGCAGUGUUUCUGGGUGACACCCCCAGACAUAUUGGCAUCAACACUGCCUAGCCUGUUUGAUGGCCCAUUGAGGGUCAUCAGCUGUACAAUGAACCCAUGGACCAAGGGGAUACACCUAUUGAGUCAGCAAGACAUGCUGGGGUAUGCCUGUGUAAUGAGACCUCCAAAGCUUUUCCAUGCCAUGUGCUGUGAAGCUUGUGUUUGGGACACAGGAAGUACAAGCCACAUGGCAAAAGGAAUAUAAAGUGCAGCUGCAUCAUCUCCAUCUUGUCUUCAAUCCCCCUUCCUACCUCUGGAGCAACUUCUCUACAAAUUGAACCCUGGAACAAAGGACUGAAUGACCCAUCCAAGCUGUGGAUGCGUUCCAGACAGACUUUCAAGCCAGCAACUCACCAAUACUGCUAAGAACCUGAUAUAUCCAUUUUGGAAUGUAUCUGACUGCUUUUCCAUUUAACUUCUUUCUGUCUUUCUUUCGUUUAAACCUUUAGUUUAGAUGCUAAAGAAUAGUCUGGAAGGAUGGAAUUUAACUUCAUUCUUUCAUUCGUUCUUUCUUCUAAACAUUUAGUUUAACUGCUAAAGGAUUGGCUGUCAGCAUGGUAUUUUGGAUGAGAUCCAAACCUAUAGUGACUGGGUAAUGUGGCUAACCUUCCACCCACCCACUUCCUGGAUCCAAUUAGGAUCACUCUCCUGCUGCCCUCUGGCCAUGCUGUAUCACAGGUUUCUGGUUUUCCAACGUGAUGUGAUCUCCCAGCUGGAACAAGGGGAAGAGCCAUGGGUCCCAGAGCUGCAGGGUUCAGAGGAAAGAGAGAUUCUGAGAUCUCCCCGCACAGAUGAGGAAACAUUAAACCAACUCAGAAUCUCAGGUGAUGCAAUGACGUGUGAGAAAGAGGAGCAGAAUUCUCAGCAGGGAAAUGUUGAGCAAGUGGAUAAACACAGAGCAUUAUCGCAAAGAAUGAAAAGGAAUGUGUCCAGCAGUCACAAGCAGGGAAGAUCCUGUGAGGUUCAGCACAGACCAGAAAAAGAGCAGGGAAACCAGCCAGGGGAGAAAAUGGAUAAAUUUAUUUCCUGUCAGGGAACUCAGAAGGGCCUUAAGGAAACCAGAAUACAGCAGGAAAUCUGCAGGGAAAAGCAAAAAAAUACAUGCGCUGAGUGUGGGAAAAACUUCACUUACAGAUCACGCCUUUCUCAACAUCAGAGAAUCCACACAGGGGAGAGGCCCUAUGAAUGCCGUGAGUGUGGAAAACUCUUCACUCAAAGAUCAGCCCUUAUUAGGCAUCAGAGAAUCCACACAGGAGACAGGCACUACGAAUGCCGUGAGUGUGGGAAAACCUUCAAUCGCAGCUCAAACCUUAUUACCCAUCAGAGAAUCCACACAAGCGAGAGGCCCAGCGAAUGCUGUCAGCCUGCCUGCACAACUCGUAAAGCGGCGAGGGCCACAUUACUCUAAAGAAAACAGCUAAGGGCAGAAACCCCCCGGCCCUGCGGAACCACCCCCACCUCAGGACUUCCCGGCCCGGUGGAAACACCCCGCCCAGCCCUGCAGAAACAAACCCUCCUUCCCCAGCACCGCCCCACCAAAACAGCUGUGGGUCAAAAAGGAAGGUUGGGGGUGGGGUGGUGAUACUUGAUUUUAAAUCAACCAGGGGCUCCCAGCUGAAGAGGUGCCUGGGAGCCCUCAGAGUCAAAUUAAAGGGCCUGGGGCUCGGUGGCUGGGGGAAUCCGGAGCUUUGUGGGGCUGGGGCAGCGAUUUAAAGGGCCCAGAGCUGUUGCUGAGAGGAGCCUAAGCCCUUGAAAUCCCAGCCCCACUCCAUCCGCUUUAGCUGUGGCCGGGAUUGAAAGGGCUCUGGGCUGCCUGCAGCCGCAGGGAUCUCUGAGCCCUUUAAAUCUCAGCCGCUGCCGGUAUUCAAAGGGCUCUGGGCUGCCCGUGGUGGCAGAGAAGUGAUUGAGGAUGUCACCCUAAACCAGUGGUCCCCAAACAUUUCACACUGUGCCCUCUUAUCCAUGGCUGUGGCCCCUCAGAAGCCACAGUCGAGAACUGGGGCUGGGAGUGGGGCUGUUGCUUGCUGGGGAGAGGGGUGUGGACAGUGGUAAAGGGGUCGACGCCGGGCUGGGAGCCAGAGUCUCAGGCUGAGGGUGGGGUUGGGGAAGAGCUGGGACAGAGUGCUGCUGAGUAGUGCUCCCUCCCUGCCCUCCAUAGGGGCUGGCUCAGGCCCUGAGGUGCCUACCCCUCCAUCAGGACGCAAUAGGUAUGUUCUGCUGCCCUUCACUCAUACAGGAAGGAGAAUAACAUUUCAUUCCACUCAGUCCUAAAGUGAUUUGUAACCCACCACCAUCCCAAACUGGUCAUUUUGGGAAAGCGACCCCAUCAUGCUGCAUACCUAGGCAGAGUAGGUGUGUCUAUGCAAACAGGGUCUGUUCCUGAAGUCUUUCCCCCAGUUCCUCACUAGAUGUGAGUGGGGAGCUCAUUCAGCCCCUGCUUACGCUUAGUAUUUAAAAACUCCAUCAUAUCCCUAUCUCUGCUGGCCUUAAAUUUCUCUUCCUGUCCAUUUCCUGACAGCUCAGGUGAGGUGACCGAGUGGUUAAGGUGAUGAACUGCUAAUCCAUUGUGCUCUGCACGCAUGGCUUUGAAUCCCAUCCUCAUUGGAGGCAUUUGGUCUUCACCCCUCCUUUAUAGACAACCAUCUCCCCCUUUGGUACAAUAACAGCUCUAGCAAUGUUGCUUCCUACAAACAAAAACCUUCUGAGAA